GCUAGACCGGCUAGCCAGCACGGCCUUAAACGUAAGCACAUGGGCGCCCCCCGAUCCCGCCGUUCAACCACCGUACUCGUCUCUUUUUGGCUGAACUUGGCAGUCUCUUAGGGAUUCGGAGGACAAUUAGGGUAUCGGGCUAUUCCCCACCCCCAACCGCCCCCCCCCCCCCCCCAGCGGGAUACAGAGGCAGACCCAUCCCUAAGGAACUGCCGAGGAGUGGGGGUGGGGAGGCCGAGGCCGGAGCGGGAGGAGGAAGGAGGGAGAGCUGGAGGAGGGCGGUUCCCCGAGCUCUCCCAGCCAAUAGCAGCUGUUGUUCUCGGCAUAUAUUAUGCACCGAGGCUGUGAGAGCAGGUCUUCAGUCGAGCGAGGGAGAGGAGAGGAGCCGCUGCUCUGCGAGAGUUCUUGGUGCGGCAGAGUCCAUCAGCAGCUUUCUCCGAGGACCGCGACGCCUCCGAGCCUAGUGGUUUUUUAAAAGCAGACUCGCUCCCGUCUUUUCUGCAGAAAGGCCAGAAGAUUUUCUGUAGCUCGAGCGAGGAGCCUAGCGUUGCAUUUUUUGUGGGGUUUUUUUUUGGCUGCAAUUGCAUGAAAGCCCAAUGGUGUAGACCAGUGGCAAUGGAUCUAGGAGUUUAUCAACUAAGACAUUUCUCGAUCUCUUUCUUGUCGUCUUUACUGGGCACUGAAAACGCCUCUGUGAGACUUGACAGCAGCUCUUCUGGCGCAAGUGUGGUCGCUAUUGACAACAAAAUCGAACAAGCUAUGGACCUGGUGAAAAGCCAUUUGAUGUACGCGGUCAGAGAGGAGGUGGAGGUCCUCAAGGAGCAGAUCAAGGAGCUGAUCGAGAAGAACUCGCAGCUGGAGCAGGAGAACAACCUGCUGAAGACCCUGGCCAGCCCCGAGCAGCUCGCGCAGUUCCAGGCCCAGCUGCAGACCGGCUCGCCCCCGGCCACCUCGCAGCCCCAGGGCACGACGCAGCCCCCGGCGCAGCCGGCGUCCCAGGGCUCCGGACCCUCGGCGUAGCGUGCCAUGGCCGCUCCCGACGGGCCGGAGCCCCCCGGACUGAAGCGAGCAGGAGACGGACUAGCAGGCGGGCGCCUGCCCGGGUCCUCCAUUUCAUCGCGCGCCCCGCACCGGACACGCGGGACGCCGACCGAGACACCGUUACACUUUUCUUUCCAGUAUUAAAACCCUCAUCCGCUUUUGGCUUGAAGAAACUUGUUAGGUGGGUGCGGCCCCCCGACCCCCGCGAGACGGUUCACGGCCGGGGCGGGGAGCCCAAGGACCGUGACACGGCCUCCUCCGAGACACGCGCCCGCCCCGCGGACCGCGCCCCGCGGACGCCCCCGCCGCGAGCAGCCCGAGGGGGGAGAGAGGAGGGACUGAGGCGCGGGAGCGUCCCCCCUCCGUGUUCGUGCUCCGCGGGCGCCACAGGUAGCCGGGGCCUAGGUGAAUUGGCAAUGAAGGGUGUUUUGCCUCAUGUAUAUUUGUGUACGUAGUGUAAGUACUUUGUAAAAUAGGAGACUGUAACUACUGCUUAGGCUGUACAGAUUGAGAUUUAGUUGUUUCACUGGCUGACCUGGAGUUUGGAUAGUCUUUUUUUAUAUAUUAUAUAUAUUAAACGCUACAUGAAGAAAAGUGCACCCAGCCACGUUCGGAGUUAGAAGAUUUAUGCCGUUUGUGUCAUUUCUGAAAUCCCCGGCUGCUUGAUUAGUAUUGACGCCCACCCCCGUUCGCAGAAGUUGUUGGUUGAGACAGUGAAGACGCCCCCGACGUGACUGAGCCUAGCUAGGGAGGGGACCCGCCAGCCCGGGUCUCUGCGUCCUCCCUGUAUAGUAGUUAUGUGCAUACGUUCUGUGCAUGUUCUCUAAAACAGUUGUAACCGGUCCCUGUAUUUAACUGUGGCGCUUGUCAACUUUCAAUAAAGCAUAUACGAUGUUGAUAAACAA
Trichosurus vulpecula (common brushtail) is the source of this 1946-nucleotide messenger RNA. RefSeq names its product TSC22 domain family protein 1. The transcript is spliced from 3 exons. The coding region runs from base 586 to 1020 and encodes 144 amino acids. NCBI's taxonomy places the organism in Eukaryota, Metazoa, Chordata, Mammalia, Diprotodontia, Phalangeridae. Gene Ontology annotation, biological process: regulation of transcription by RNA polymerase II. The record is from RefSeq and is a predicted model, not a curated record.